GGUCCGCGUCUACACGCGGCUGUGAGGAAGGAAGGCGCGUGCCGCGUGGGACGGGCUCCACCUGCCUGCGGACAGAUGGAGGGUCACUUUGUUCCGAGAAGACCCAGGCACCCGAGGGAGGAUGUGAAACGGAACGACCCGUUUCGAAUAAUAACAGGAUGGAGAUGGAGUUUCAUGACAAAAAUGAAGGGAAGUCUGUGUACUGGCCGCCCAGAAUCACUUGGGAAAGCCUGCUGCGGAUGCCCCAGUCCCAUCCUAGUCCUCCUGAAUCUCAGAGAACAGGAGGGCAUGGCUGUAUGUUUCAAUUCUGACCCAUGGGAUUAAGUGGAAGUGGUGCAUAUUCCUGACAAUCAUUAAAAAUAAGAUUUUAAAGACAAGUGUGACCACUUUCAUGAUGACCCCAUGGAUGGUGAUGUUCCCAGAACUGGACAUCAGGAAAUCUAGGUGGCCUAUUGUUUAGUGAAAAGAGCCCACGCCUUGGGGACCCACACCGCAGGUCUACGACCCUCAGGCUCUUCAUCUGCAAUGGCGGUAAUGAUGCGCACGUCAUAAGAUUCUUCAAGGUGGACGGGUCACGUGGCUCGUCAGGAAUCCGGAAGUCUGGCCCGUUCGCCCAAUCACGCCCGGGAGCCUAUCUAGCGGAGCCAAGCUGGCCAAUCCUGGGGACGCUUGCUCUUCGCCAAACCGGGUCCCGCCUCCGCGCGCCGCGCUGACGGGUCGUUAGCGGAUACGGCGGCCGCAGGGGCGGAGUCAGGGGCCUUUGCCCGCCUUGGCGGUCGGCUCUACGUUUCCGGUUCUCACCUCCUGCUCCGCCAUGGCUCCCAAAGGCAGCUCCAAACAGCAGUCUGAGGAGGACCUGCUCCUGCAGGAUUUCAGCCGCAAUCUCUCGGCGAAGUCGUCUGCGCUCUUCUUCGGGAACGCGUUCAUCGUGUCUGCCAUCCCCAUCUGGUUAUACUGGCGAAUAUGGCAUAUGGAUCUUAUCCAGUCUGCUGUUUUGUAUAGUGUGAUGACCCUAGUAAGCACAUAUUUGGUAGCCUUUGCAUACAAGAAUGUGAAAUUUGUUCUCAAGCACAAAGUAGCACAGAAGAGGGAGGAUGCUGUUUCCAAAGAAGUGACUCGAAAACUUUCUGAAGCUGAUAAUAGAAAGAUGUCUCGGAAGGAGAAAGAUGAAAGAAUCUUGUGGAAGAAGAAUGAAGUUGCUGAUUAUGAAGCUACAACAUUUUCCAUCUUCUAUAACAACACUCUGUUCCUGGUCGUGGUCAUUGUUGCUUCCUUCUUCAUAUUGAAGAACUUCAACCCCACAGUGAACUACAUUUUGUCCAUAAGUGCUUCAUCAGGACUCAUCGCCCUCCUGUCUACUGGCUCCAAAUAGACCAUGUCAGCCUCACCCCCUGGCUUUGUGUCUAUGGGUGGCCUGUGGUAUAUGGAAAAGUAGCAGGGUGGUCAGGGUGGGAGACACAAGAUGUUUUUAUAGUCUAGAGCCUUUAAAAAACCCAGUAGAAUGUAAUUCAGUAUUUGUUUAUUGGCUGUUUUUGACAGAUUGUUGAAAUUAAGUGAAUUAAAAGGGAAACUCAGAGUACCAGGACGUUUAUUAAAAGGAAACAAAUGUCUUGCAAUGUGCUGUAAUCACAAGAGGAGAAAAUAACUUGUUUCCUUGAUCUGUCAGAGGUCACAGUAACCUCGGCCGAGCUGUUGUUAUUUAUUAUAUAAUAGUAGUAGGAAGUUAAUAACUGGUUCUCUGUGUUCCAAGCACAAUAUUACAACUUCUUUUGAACCAUAAAUAUCAGAAUGAAUCCUCUUCCCAGGGGAUUGAACAGAAGCUUAAUGUUUACAAGUGUUUGAAUUUGUGAUCCGAAAUAACACAAAAUUAAAAACAUUUCUCCCAUUUUCCAACUUAAGGAAGAGAAACUUGUGGAAAAGUUCUGUUUUUUUUUUUUUUUUUAAAGAAGGGCAGCCAAGGUAGUAACCUAAAAAUAGUGCCCAGGCAUAUGAGAGUUGUCCUACGAGGUUAAAGAACACACUGUUCCGCUGUAUGGCUUUGGCCCUGAGUGGCCAGGGAGGUCAACUUGACCCUGCCAUGUUGGUUUGACUUUACUGAGACACAGGAAUCAUUGUUUUCCUUGACCAGGGUCUCACACCCUGGAGGAAUGUUAAGUAAGAGAAAGAACCUCUUUCCUGAAUAUUGACAUGUAAAAGACCAAAGUAAUUUUUCUGAACUUCUGCAAUUCUGAGAACUCUCCAAGGAAUUUACAGUGAUUUUAGUGCUUGUCAGCAUUUUUCCAUGAGGACUUUCAUACAUUUGACUCUUUAGUUCACACAGGUUCCCAUUGAUUGUGAGCAAAAUAUUUAUCUCUUUAGCCCUUGGGGAUCCAGCUGAGAGCAAUCCCUUGCAUUUUUUUUACCCGUGUAUGUACAGAUAUCAUUUCUUGUGUAUGCCAUGACUUGAAAAAGUUUGGGAAGCUCUUUAGCAAUAUCAGCUAAAAGGCUAUGAAAUCACAGGUGAUAGCAGUUGUCAUUCAGUAAUUUCCUACAAGCAGCACCCCAAAGGAAAUAUAGUCCUAAUCUUUAGUAUCCACUUCUAAAUUUAAUGUGAGUUUCGUACAUGUUAUUAGUUCUUUUCUUUAUAAUUUUAUAAAAAAUAUUCAGGAGUUUAACUUCCACUUCCAUGCUGUCAGAUGUGUUGGGCUCCAUCCAAGAACAUGGAAGAAAAACAGGCAGGAAUGCAUUUGCAUAAUGACCCAGAUCAUUUUCUGCAACUGAGAAUUAUAUUUCAUCAUAGCUUCUAGAAGUCUGCAAUUCUUUUCUUUGGUGCAUUAUUAUCUAGGUGCCAUCACUGGAUAAUGUGGAGUGACUAGAGAAGUCAACAUUCACUGCAAGGUACAGUUAGGGUAACACUUAAGAGGUUUAUUAUUUUUUAAAAACUUUUCUUGAACUCCUGGCCAACAUGGUGACACCCUGUCUCUACUAAAAAUACAAAAAUUGGCCGGGCGUGGUGGUGGGCGCCUGUAAUCUCAGCUACUCGGGAGGCUGAAGCAGGAGAACUGCCUGAACCCAGGAGGCAGAGGUUGCAGUGAGUCGAGAUCGUGCCACUGCCUGGGUGGCAAGGGUGAGACUCCAUCUCAAAAAAGAAACAAAAAAACCCAAAAAGUUUUCUUUACUGUUGAUUUAAAAAAAAGAAAAAAAAGCCAGACCAUAGUUUGACUGGUGGCAUGGAAUUUGUGUAUCAAAUAAAUGCAUUUGCUUAUUUGACAAACCAUCAGUUUCUACUAUGUGUUACCAGAGUUGGGCCACUAUCUUUUAAAAUUGCUGGUGAAAACUUGCCACUAGAUGGCAGUGCCUAUAUGGAUGGGGAAAAAAUUGCCACCAUUCUUGGUAUAAUACAGUGUAGCUUAGAUGAGGUAGUGAAAUAGGGGUAUCAGCCGAAUAUUCCUAAUACAGUUUCUCUUGAAUUAAUAAACUGAAGAUUUGUAGGAAAAUGAGUGAGCAAAAUUUGUUUACUGUUGUGAAUUUUUCCUGCAGCACUCUGUUUUUAACCAACUUUCUGUACUAAUAGAUACAUUUCUGUGCAUAAGAUUAUAAGGCAUAUACUCACAGUUCAGUAGUUUUUGUUAAGGAUUUACUGUGUGAGUACUUUACUGUGAGGAAUUGCAGAACCUUUUCCCCUCUACUCUCGUCUAAAAGUUCUGUGUGGCACACAGAGAUGCGACCUACUCAAUCUGACUUAGUAAAACCAUGCUGUAGAAUUUUUGUCUUAAAAAGACCACAUACGCAGCACCCAUGAAAUAAAAGAUUCAUCUGUAAUUGGGAUUCAAAGUGAUUAAAUUCCUUUGUUCAUACUCAUAAAUAGCACUAAAGUGUUACAUUUUCAUUUACCUAUUUUUAGUUCCUCCAUUUUAACUUAAUAAAAAUCUUGGAUUGAUAUUCUUAAGCAGUAAAAGUUUACUGGUUGUCCUAUUUGGCAUAUUAUUGAAACUUGAAAAGGAUAAUUUGAAAGAAGGUUUGAAGUUAACUGAAAUAUGGAGAUUGAAUUUAUACUCAAUUCUUGUGAAAAGUCUUGCUUAAUAAGUAUGAUUAAACUUUGCUUUUUAAAA
Symphalangus syndactylus (siamang) is the source of this 4091-nucleotide messenger RNA. RefSeq names its product signal sequence receptor subunit 3 (gene SSR3). Gene Ontology annotation, cellular component: endoplasmic reticulum; membrane. The record is from RefSeq and is a predicted model, not a curated record. NCBI's taxonomy places the organism in Eukaryota, Metazoa, Chordata, Mammalia, Primates, Hylobatidae. Gene Ontology annotation, biological process: SRP-dependent cotranslational protein targeting to membrane.